GUUCCCCCAGUCACCGAGCGAGAGGGAAGAAACAAGAUGGCGGCUGAAGGCGAUCCGGAGUGGGGCCCCAGCAAUUCGGAUUGAGCCUUCUCCCUCCACCCGCUUCCGCCGGCCGGGCCCCUCCCGCCCGGCCCCGCGGGCCUCCCCACCCGGCCCCGGCGCCCCCCACCGCCACCCCUCCGCCCGCCCCUCCCCCCUCCGCUUUCCCUUCUCCCCCCGCCUCGGCUCCGACAUGAGGGGCCGGCGGGGCAGGCCGCCCAAGCAGCCCGCGGCUCCCGCUGCGGAGCGCUGCACCCCGGCCCCGCCGCCGCCGCCGCCGCCUCCGCCCACGUCCGGACCCAUCGGGGGGCUCCGCUCGCGGCACCGCGGCAGCAGCCGGGGCAGGUGGGCCGCCGCCCAGGCUGAGGUGGCGCCCAAGACGCGGCUGAGCUCGCCCAGGGGGGGCAGCAGUAGCCGGAGGAAGCCGCCGCCGCCGCCGCCGCCGCCGCCGCCGGCCCCCCCCAGCACCAGCGCCCCGGGCCGGGGGGGGCGAGGAGGCGGGGGCGGCAGGACGGGGGGCGGGGGCGGCGGCGGCCACCUGGCCCGGACCACCCCGGCCCGGAGGGCCGUCAACAAAGUGGUGUACGAUGACCACGAGAGCGAGGAGGAGGAGGAGGAGGAGGAGGAGGACAUGGUCUCCGAGGAGGAGGAGGAGGAGGAGGAGGACGGCGACGCCGAGGAGACCCAAGAUUCCGAGGACGACGAGGAGGAUGAGAUGGAGGAGGACGACGAUGAUUCCGAUUAUCCGGAGGAGAUGGAAGACGACGACGACGACGCCAGUUAUUGCACGGAAAGCAGCUUCAGGAGCCAUAGCACCUAUAGCAGCACUCCAGGUAGGCGAAAACCAAGAGUACAUCGGCCUCGUUCUCCGAUAUUGGAAGAAAAAGACAUCCCACCCCUUGAAUUUCCCAAGUCCUCUGAGGAUUUAAUGGUGCCUAAUGAGCAUAUAAUGAAUGUUAUUGCUAUCUAUGAGGUACUGCGGAACUUUGGCACUGUUUUAAGGUUAUCUCCUUUUCGCUUUGAGGACUUUUGUGCAGCUCUCGUGAGUCAAGAGCAGUGCACACUGAUGGCGGAGAUGCAUGUUGUGCUUUUGAAAGCGGUUUUGCGUGAAGAAGACACUUCCAAUACUACCUUUGGACCUGCUGAUCUGAAAGAUAGCGUUAAUUCUACGCUGUAUUUCAUAGAUGGGAUGACGUGGCCAGAGGUGCUGCGGGUGUACUGUGAGAGUGAUAAGGAGUACCAUCAUGUUCUUCCUUACCAAGAAGCAGAGGACUAUCCCUAUGGACCAGUGGAGAACAAAAUCAAAGUUCUGCAGUUCUUAGUUGAUCAGUUUCUUACCACAAAUAUUGCUCGUGAGGAAUUGAUGUCUGAGGGGGUGAUCCAAUAUGACGACCAUUGUCGGGUGUGUCACAAACUUGGGGAUUUGCUUUGCUGUGAGACAUGUUCGGCAGUAUACCAUUUGGAAUGUGUGAAACCACCUCUUGAGGAGGUCCCGGAGGAUGAGUGGCAGUGUGAAGUCUGUGUAGCACAUAAGGUGCCUGGUGUGACUGACUGUGUUGCUGAAAUCCAAAAAAACAAACCAUAUAUUCGACAUGAACCUAUUGGAUAUGACAGGAGUCGGAGGAAAUACUGGUUCUUAAACCGAAGACUCAUAAUAGAAGAAGAUACAGAAAAUGAGAAUGAGAAGAAAAUUUGGUACUACAGCACAAAGGUCCAACUUGCAGAAUUAAUUGACUGUCUAGAUAAAGAUUACUGGGAAGCAGAACUUUGCAAAAUUCUGGAAGAAAUGCGGGAAGAAAUCCACCGGCACAUGGACAUAACUGAAGACUUGACCAAUAAGGCUCGGGGCAGUAACAAAUCCUUUCUGGCGGCAGCUAAUGAAGAAAUUUUGGAAUCCAUAAGAGCCAAAAAAGGAGAUAUUGAUAUUGUUAAAAGCCCAGAAGAAGUAGAAAAGGACAAGAACGAGACUGAGAAUAAUAACUCCAAAGAUGUUGAGAAAAGUAGAGAGGAGUUUGAAGACCAGUCCCUUGAAAAAGACAGUGAUGACAAAACGGCGGAUGAUGAUCCUGAGCAAGGAAAAUCUGAGGAGCCAACAGAAGUUGGGGAUAAAGGUAACUCUGUGUCAGCAAAUCUUGGCGACAACACAACAAAUGCUUCUUCAGAAGAGACUAGUCCCUCUGAAGGGAGGAGUCCCGUGGGGUGUCUCUCAGAAACCCAUGAUAGCAGCAACAUGGCAGAGAAGAAGGUGGCAUCUGAGCUCCCCCAGGAUGUGCCAGAAGAACCUAACAAGACAUGUGACAGCAGUAACACUAGUGCUACCACUACCUCCAUCCAGCCUAAUCUGGAAAACAGUAACAGCAGCAGUGAACUAAAUUCUUCCCAGAGUGAAUCUGCUAAGGCAGCUGAUGAGCCUGAAAAUGGAGAAAGAGAGUCUCAUACACCUGUCUCUAUUCAAGAAGAGAUAGGUGAUUUCAAAUCAGAGAAAUCUAAUGGGGAAAUGAGUGAGUCUUCUGGAGCUGGAAGAGGGGCAUCUGGGUCAACUCGAAUUAUCACCAGAUUACGGAAUCCAGACAGCAAACUCAGCCAGCUCAAGAGCCAACAGGUGGCAGCUGCAGCCCAUGAAGCAAAUAAAUUAUUUAAGGAGGGCAAAGAGGUACUGGUAGUUAACUCUCAAGGAGAAAUUUCACGAUUGAGCACCAAAAAGGAAGUGGUCAUGAAAGGAAAUAUCAACAAUUAUUUUAAGUUGGGUCAAGAAGGGAAGUAUCGUGUCUACCACAAUCAGUACUCCACCAAUUCAUUUGCUUUGAAUAAGCACCAGCACAGAGAAGAUCAUGAUAAGAGAAGACAUCUUGCACAUAAAUUUUGUCUGACUCCAGCAGGAGAGUUCAAAUGGAAUGGUUCUGUCCAUGGGUCCAAAGUUCUUACCAUAUCUACUCUGAGACUGACUAUCACCCAACUAGAAAACAAUAUCCCUUCAUCCUUUCUUCAUCCAAAUUGGGCUUCACACAGGGCAAAUUGGAUCAAAGCAGUUCAGAUGUGUAGCAAACCCAGAGAAUUUGCCCUGGCUUUAGCGAUUUUGGAGUGUGCAGUCAAACCUGUUGUGAUGCUACCAAUAUGGCGAGAAUCUUUAGGACACACCAGAUUACACAGGAUGACAUCAAUUGAAAGAGAAGAAAAGGAGAAAGUCAAGAAAAAAGAGAAAAAACAAGAAGAGGAAGAAACGAUGCAGCAAGCCACAUGGGUAAAAUACACAUUUCCAGUUAAACAUCAGGUUUGGAAACAAAAAGGAGAGGAAUACAGAGUAACAGGAUAUGGUGGUUGGAGCUGGAUUAGUAAAACUCAUGUUUAUAGGUUUGUUCCUAAAUUGCCAGGCAAUACUAAUGUGAAUUACAGAAAGUCAUUAGAAGGAACCAAAAAUAAUGUGGAUGAAAAUAUGGAUGAAUCAGAUAGAAGAAAAAGUCCACGGAGUCCAAAAAAAAUAAAAACAGAGCCUGAUUCUGAGAAAGGCGAGGUAAAAGAUUCCGAUGCUGCCAAAGGAGCAGACCAAAGUGAAAUGGACGUUUCCAAGAUUACUGAGAAGAAGGACCAAGAUGUACAAGAAAUUUUAGAUUCUGAUAAUGAGAAACCCUUUAAGGAAGAACCAAUGGAGAUAGAUGAUGAUGUGAAAACAGAGCCACGUAUAAACUGUCACGAAGGUUCUCAAGUAGAUGUGGUCAAUGUCAGUGAGGGCUUCCAUUUAAGGACUAGUUAUAAAAAGAAAAUUAAAUCAUCCAAACUAGAUGGACUUCUUGAAAGGAGAAUUAAACAGUUUACACUGGAAGAAAAACAGCGCCUCGAGAAAAUGAAGUUGGAGGGUGGAAAUAAGGGUAUAGGAAAGACCUCUGCAAGUUCUUUGAAAAGCCUUUCUGAGUCACCAGUAACAAUGAAAGCAAAAGAAGGGUGUCAAAGUGACUCACUUAGACAAGAACAAAGCCCUAAUGCAAGUAACGGUAAAUCUGAAGAUGUGAUUCGGGGAUGCUCCCAGAGUGAUUCCUCGGUUCUUGAAAUCGGUGAUCCUGAUCAUACAACAGAGAGACUUUAUCCAAAAGAUCAAAUGUUAGAUGAUGUCUCCAUUCAGAGCCCAGACACAAACUGUCAGAAACAAAAUUCUGUUGGAAAUGACAUAGAUGAGAGUCUCUCUGAACCUACGAGUCAAGGCCAGGAACCUAGUAAGAUUAAAACAAGAGGAAGUGACUUUCUCAUUGGUGACUCCAAACUAGCCUGCACAGAUGAAAUUGGUACUUUGAUCUAUAAAAAUAAAAAGCCACUCAUACAGGAGGAUAAUGACACCAUUGUUUCUCCUUCCCAGAGCCCGUCACUUCCAUCAGUACCUAAAAGUACUGAUGAUAAAGAUCUCUCGUCUCUGUCAAAAGCAGUGGACUUUGAAGGAAAACUAGGAUGUGUCUCUGAAUAUAACAGCACUUUGGAAAAUAGUUCUGAUACUAUGUCUAUUCAGGACAGCAGUGAAGAAGAUAUGAUUGUUCAGAAUAGCAAUGAAAGUCUUUCUGAGCAGUUCAUAACUCAAGAACAAGGUAUUGAAGGCUUGGAGCCAUUGAAACGGGAGUUUGUUCCAGAUAAGUCCCCUGGAAACUAUGAUAAAAGACCACAGGGUAAGGUAACUGAAGCAAAUGGUAGAAAGCCAAGUCAAGAACAGAAAUUAGAGGAGAGAACCGUUAAUAAAUGUAUUGAUCAAGUCAGUCUAAAAAGUAGCGCUGACAAAAAGAAUAAUGAAAAUCGAGAGUCUGAAAAGAAAGGACAGAAAGCAAGUACCUUUCAAAUAAACGGAAAAGAUAAUAAACCCAAAACAUAUUUAAAAGGGGAAUGCUUGAAAGAAAUCUCUGAGAGUAAAGUAGUAAGUGGUGACAUUGAACCAAAGCUUAAUAAUAUAAAUAAAAUAAUUCCUGAAAAUGAUAUUAAGCCUUUGACUGCUAAAGAAUCUGCUGUAAAGCCAUUCAUGAAUGGUGAUGUCAUCAUGGAAGAUUUCAAUGAAAAAAACAACUUGGAAACAAAAUCAUGUUUACGGAGAUCUUCAGAUGGUGAAGGCAACUACCAGGAUGGCCUGGAGACCCUGCCAUCAACCAAAGAGUGUGAGAGUACACACGCUACCAUGCCUUCACUGUCUUGUCCAGAAAGCAGUUCAGGGAAUCAGGUAGAAGAUAUGGAAGUUGAAACCUCAGAGGUUAAGAAAGUUACUCCCUCACCUGUUACUUCUGGAGAGGAAUCUAACCUCAGUAAUGAUUUUGUUGAUGAAAAUGGUCUGGCUGCCCAUAAAGAUGAAAAUGUCAAUGGAGAGUCCAAGAGAAAAACAGUCAUCACAGAAGUCACCACCAUGACAUCCACAGUGGCCACAGAAUCAAAAACUGUAAUCAAAGUAGCAAAAGGUGAUAAGCAGACUGUGGUCUCUUCUACAGAAAAUUGUGCCAAAUCCACUGUUAAAACCACCACUACAACUGUAACAAAGCUUUCCACACCCUCCACGGGCAGCAGUGUGGACAUCAUCUCCGUGAAGGAGCAGAGUAAGACUGUGGUCACCACAACGGUGACAGACUCACUGACCACUGCAGGGGGCACUCUGGUGACCUCUAUGACGGUGAGCAAAGAAUAUUCCACGAGGGACAAAGUGAAACUCAUGAAAUUCUCGAGACCCAAGAAGACUCGUUCAGGUACAGCUUUGCCAUCCUAUAGAAAGUUUAUCACCAAGAGCAGCAAGAAGAGCAUAUUUGUUUUGCCUAAUGAUGACUUAAAAAAGUUGGCCAGAAAAGGAGGAAUUCGAGAAGUCCCUUAUUUUAAUUACAAUGCAAAACCUGCCUUGGAUAUAUGGCCAUAUCCUUCUCCUAGACCAACGUUUGGUAUCACUUGGAGAUAUAGGCUUCAGACUGUGAAGUCCUUAGCUGGAGUGAGCCUUAUGUUACGGUUACUAUGGGCAAGCCUGAGAUGGGAUGACAUGGCAGCCAAGGCUCCUCCAGGAGGAGGGACUACACGGACAGAAACUUCUGAAACUGAAAUCACAACAACAGAGAUCAUUAAAAGGCGAGACGUUGGUCCUUAUGGCAUUCGAUCUGAAUAUUGUAUCCGGAAAAUCAUUUGCCCCAUUGGAGUUCCAGAAGCACCAAAAGAAACACCUACACCUCAGAGGAAAGGCCUUCGAUCAAGUGCAUUGAGGCCGAAGAGACCAGAAACGCCCAAGCAAACUGGCCCUGUUAUUAUCGAAACUUGGGUAGCAGAGGAAGAGUUGGAAUUAUGGGAGAUCAGGGCGUUUGCUGAAAGAGUGGAGAAAGAAAAGGCACAAGCAGUUGAGCAACAGGCCAAGGUUAGUGAACAGAAGAAGGCAGAGGACCUCAAGGCCCAAAUGGAGGCUCACCUCAGACAGCAGCGCUUGGCUGUCCAGCAGAAACGAUUGGAACAGCAGAAGCCUUCAGUAAUUGCAGCUUCCACCACUUCCCCAUCAAACAGUACAACUAGUACCAUUUCUCCAGCACAAAAAGUUAUGGUGGCCCCCAUAAGUGGCUCAGUUACAACUGGAACUAAAAUGGUACUCACUACUAAAGUUGGAUCUCCAGCUACAGUAACAUUCCAGCAAAACAAGAACUUCCAUCAGACCUUUGCUACGUGGGUUAAGCAAGGCCAGUCAAAUUCAGCCACCAGCACAGCUGCCACAUCUGCUACAACCAUUGCCAGCACAGGUCAGACGUUCCAAAUUACAGGCAAUCCAGUCACUAUGGCAGGAAAAGUAAUUACCAAACUGCCACUUCCUGCAAACAGCAAGAUUGUCGCUGUAAAUGUGCCAGCAACGCAAGGAGGCGUUGUUCAAGUACAGCAGAAAGUUCUGGGUAUCAUUCCAUCAAGUACAGGUACCAGUCAGCAGACCUUUACUUCAUUCCAGCCCAGGACAGCAACAGUCACAAUUAGGCCCAAUACCUCAGGCUCUGGAGGAACCACAAGCACUUCACAAGUGAUCACAGGGCCUCAGAUCCGCCCUGGUAUGACGGUAAUUAGAACACCGCUCCAACAGUCCACACUAGGAAAGGCAAUUAUUCGAACACCUGUGAUGGUGCAGCCAGGUGCCCCUCAGCAGGUGGUGACUCAGAUCAUUCGAGGGCAGCCUGUCUCCACCGCCAUCUCUGCCCCGAGUACAGUUUCCUCGACGCCAGCGCAGAAGGGAUUAACCUCCGGAACACCCAGCACAAACCUGCAGUCUUCGGCCUCACAGUCCCCUCGCCCCCAGCAGGGACAGGUGAAGCUUACCAUGGCUCAGCUCACUCAGUUAACACAGGGCCACGGUGGCAAUCAAGGUUUGACAGUAGUAAUUCAAGGACAAGGUCAAACGACUGGACAAUUGCAGUUGAUACCUCAGGGGGUGACUAUACUUCCGGGUCCAGGACAACAGCUGAUGCAAGCUGCCAUGCCAAACGGUACCGUUCAGCGGUUCCUCUUUACACCUUUGGCAACAACAGCCACAGCAGCCAGCACCACCACCACCACCGUCUCCACUACAGCAGCAGGUAGUACAAGUGAACAAAAGCAGAGUAAAUCAUCACCCCCGACACAGGUGCAGCAAGUGCAACAAGCCAAAACCCUGCCGCCGGCUCAGUCGUCAAGUGUGAGUCCUCCAGAAGCCCAGCCACAGACUGCUCAGCCUUCAGCUCAGCCCCAGCCCCAAACCCAGCCCCCGUCCCCAGCUCAGCCUGAAGUUCAGACUCAGCCUGAAGUUCAGACCCAAACAACUGUUGCAUCCCAUGUCCCUUCUGAAGCACAACCCACCCAAGCACAGUCAUCCAAACCCCAGGUCGCAGUACAGUGUCAGCCUCAAAGUCAUGUCCAAGGACAGUCUCCUGCUCGCGUCCAAAGUCCACCACAGACUCGAAUACGUCCAUCGACUCCAUCCCAAGUGUCUCCUGGACAGCAAUCCCAGGUUCAGACUACAACCUCACAACCGAUUCCAAUUCAGCCACAUACAUCUCUUCCGAUACCUUCCCAGGGCCAGCCACAAUCACAACCCCAGGUACAGUCUCCAACUCAAACUCUUUCAUCAGGACAGACGUUAAGUCAAGUUACUGUUUCAUCCCCAUCCCGUCCUCAGCUCCAGAUACAGCAGCCACAGCCCCAAGUCAUUGCUGUGCCUCAGCUGCAACAAGUCCAGGUUCUCUCUCAGAUCCAGUCGCAGGUUGUGGCUCAGAUACAGGCUCAGCAAGGUGGUGUGCCCCAGCAAAUCAAACUCCAGUUACCUAUUCAAAUUCAGCAAAGCAGUCCUGUGCAGACUCACCAGAUUCAGAAUGUGGUUACAGUGCAGGCAGCCAGUGUGCAAGAGCAGUUGCAAAGGGUUCAGCAACUCAGGGAUCAGCAGCAAAAGAAGAAGCAGCAACAGAUAGAAAUUAAGCGGGAACACACCCUCCAAGCUUCUAAUCAAAGUGAAAUCAUUCAGAAACAGGUGGUGAUGAAGCAUAAUGCUGUAAUAGAACAUUUAAAGCAGAAAAAGACCAUGACUCCAGCCGAAAGAGAAGAGAAUCAAAGAAUGAUUGUGUGUAACCAGGUGAUGAAGUAUAUUUUGGAUAAGAUAGAUAAAGAAGAAAAACAGGCAGCAAAAAAACGGAAGCGUGAAGAGAGCGUGGAACAGAAACGUAGCAAGCAGAAUGCCACCAAGCUCUCUGCACUGCUCUUCAAACACAAAGAACAGCUCAAAGCUGAAAUACUAAAAAAGCGAGCGCUCCUGGACAAAGACCUACAGAUUGAAGUGCAGGAAGAACUCAAGAGAGACUUGAAAAUUAAGAAAGAGAAAGACAUGGUGCAGGCCACAGCAGUGGCGGCCACCUCGCCUGCAGCGCCGCCUGCGCCUCCAGCCCCUCCGCCUUCACCCCCGCCUCCGCCUCCCCCGCAGCACACAGGCCCCCUGGCCACGGCCACGGCCACGGCCACACUGCCUGCGGCUUCCCAGAAGAGGAAGCGAGAAGAAGAAAGAGACUCAAGCUCCAAGUCCAAGAAGAAGAAAAUGAUCUCUACUACCUCAAAGGAAACUAAGAAGGACACAAAGCUUUACUGUAUCUGUAAAACGCCUUAUGAUGAAUCUAAGUUCUAUAUUGGCUGUGAUCUUUGUACUAACUGGUAUCAUGGAGAAUGUGUUGGCAUCACAGAAAAGGAGGCUAAGAAAAUGGAUGUGUACAUCUGUAAUGAUUGUAAACGGGCACAAGAGGGCAGCAGUGAGGAAUUGUACUGUAUCUGCAGAACACCUUAUGAUGAGUCACAAUUUUAUAUUGGCUGUGAUCGGUGUCAGAAUUGGUACCAUGGGCGCUGCGUUGGCAUCUUACAGAGUGAGGCAGAGCUCAUUGACGAGUAUGUCUGUCCACAGUGCCAGUCAACAGAGGAUGCCAUGACAGUGCUCACGCCGCUGACAGAGAAAGAUUAUGAGGGUUUAAAAAGGGUGCUUCGUUCUUUACAGGCCCAUAAGAUGGCCUGGCCUUUCCUUGAACCAGUGGAUCCUAAUGAUGCACCAGAUUAUUACGGUGUUAUCAAGGAACCUAUGGACCUUGCCACCAUGGAAGAAAGAGUACAAAGACGAUAUUAUGAAAAGCUGACGGAAUUUGUGGCAGAUAUGACCAAAAUUUUUGAUAACUGUCGUUACUACAAUCCAAGUGACUCGCCUUUUUACCAGUGUGCAGAAGUUCUGGAGUCCUUCUUUGUACAGAAAUUGAAAGGGUUCAAGGCUAGCAGAUUCUGAUAUCUUUAGUCUGAAUUUUUAACUGGAAUCAGAACUGGAUGUUGGGGUCACUCUAUCUUUUAUUGUACCACGUGAUUACCUAAUUCAAAAUUGCCCCCUAAAAGUUCAUAUUAGUUAAUAUAAUUUUUUAAUGUUAAAAAUAUAUGUAUAGUAGUAAACAGUUUAUUCUAGCAGCCAUGUUGAACAAUGUAUUUAAGAAUUGUAAACUCCCAGAAUACUGUAUUUAUAUACACUAUUGCAAUAGACCAUACUUUGACUUAGUCCUGGUAACUGUACAGUAAUUUGGUUUUACUAACGAAAGUUGUGAAUAAAACUGUGAAACUAGAAAGGAGACUUUCUGGACUUUAAUAGACAAAUGUGAUUUUUAAUACUGCUAUUUCUCUUUUUUUUAAUAUAAUUUUUUCUUUAUAUUCCCCCAAGUCAGUGUAAAUAAGCAUGCCACACACACACACACACACACACACACACACACACACACACACGUCUUUACCACAAUGGUAAUGCUUCUGUACUUGUUUCUUUCUGUCCCUCUGGCUAAAAAUGUGUAAUCUCACUAGAUGAAUAUAUAUAUAUAUAUAUAUAUAUAUAUAUAUAUAUAUAUAUAUUUUAAUAAUGGCCUUUUCCAGUGAACUAUCAUGUUUCUUUGUACAGUGAAAAUUUCUAUUUUAGGUUAAAAAUUUCUUACUCAUUCUCAUAUAUUUGCUUACCAAGGGCGAAUGAAAGAACAUGGCUGCUUCCCCCAGACAAACCGACCUUGGCAUCCACAUAAAGCAUCAUUGUUUUAAAAAAUGAAGGGUGCUUAAUUGUUCCCUUUUUUCUGUAUUCUGUAGGUCUCAUAACAACAAACUGCAGUCUACAGCUUCUUAAAGUUCAGCGUGUUAACCUAACAUAAAACACAGCAAGAAUCUGGUUGUCUGAACUAUUUUAAAUUAAGGAGCCAGAUGUUUUUAGUCAGGUUAUCCUGACAAGACUUGACCUAAACUUCGUUUUUAUUGGUCAUAACAGUCCAAUUAUAUUCUUGGCCAAUUUUGUCCAACGGACAAGGGAAAAGCAAAGUCAACGACACCAUUAUCUUGUCAAGAUCAAAUGGUUUUACUAUUGUGGCAGAAGCGGGAAAACUUUGUUUAUUGAAAAAAAAAAAAAAGAAAAAAGAAAGCAAGAAAAAAAGAUAAUAUGGGGUCAAGUGUAACUCCAUGGAAAUGCCACGUCUGCUCUUCAGUGAAGAAGCUGGUUUAGAGUCUCACAGAAAACUUUUGACUGUAUUUAUUUAUUGUUGCAAAAAAGACGCUUUUUUAUUGCUGCCCUCAUUUGUCAGCUAAUUAUUUUUUCUUAUAAAAUCCAGCCCCGGUUACAUGUAAUCCAUUCUGUAUCUUAUCAUGAUUCCUGUAGGUAAAAGUACAAGACGACCUCUAGAUGUCUUUUCUUUCUAUGAAAGGAGCUGCUAUGUACACAUGUGCACACACACAUACACACACACACACAACUGGGAAUCAACAAUGAGUUUAUUGUUCAUGGUAGAUAAAAAUUAAGCUUGCAUAAAGGUUGGGCUAAGUGGUCCUGGACUACAGACUCUGUUGCCUUGAAUAUAACAGUACAAUUUGUCAUUUACUCUGCACCAGGCUAAACUGAGUAAAAUCUAUUUGAAGGUAUCUUGUUUGUAAACAUUUGUCAGAUUCUAAUUUUUUUCUUUUUGUAUUAAAAUUCAACUAUGGAUGUAUAUGAAACAAAAUAAAUGGAGAUCAUUUUUCUCCCACAGAUGG
This is a messenger RNA of Lutra lutra (Eurasian river otter), 11550 nucleotides long. RefSeq names its product bromodomain PHD finger transcription factor (gene BPTF). The record is from RefSeq and is a predicted model, not a curated record. The transcript is spliced from 32 exons. Gene Ontology annotation, molecular function: RNA polymerase II cis-regulatory region sequence-specific DNA binding. Gene Ontology annotation, cellular component: NURF complex. Bases 233 to 9790 code for a protein of 3185 amino acids. Lineage: Eukaryota; Metazoa; Chordata; Mammalia; Carnivora; Mustelidae. Gene Ontology annotation, biological process: regulation of transcription by RNA polymerase II.